CCACAGGUCUUGGUCUUAUUUUCCAACAUCUUCCAUGACCUUCGCCUUGCCUUUCCCCUUCGUGAGGCGGGAAGGGGUGACGAUGCGACUCCAUCUGGUUCUCGAUGCUUCGCCCGUCCCCUCGCAGACGAUUGAUGGAGUUUGUCGGUCCCAACAAGAUCGGCUCAGGAGGCAGUCGUCAUUGUGCUGCUUUGGCGCUGCGUAAUCGGCACACUAGACAUAGAACAAGUCCCACAUUUGCCAUCACCACUGUAUUGAGCGUCAUAAGCUACACUCCCUACGCUAACGAAUCAUCAAGGCAGCAGAAUUCGAGUCGACGACAGCAAUCCACGUGGGGAUGUCGUAUCCGACGAUGCUCCUCUCCGCAAGCAACUACAAAGAAACAAGUCAGGAGAUCCCGAUUUAUUUUGAUCAUUCGCAACUAUCGAACAAUAAAACAAAAUGCAUUGAAGCCUAGAAUUCGCGCUAAAUCGAAGCCCAUACCAGCGACAUUCAAUUCGAGUUGAGUUUCUUUGACGAUGAUGACUGUUCGGUUUCGCAACUGCCGCAUGUUCGAUGUGCGCGGUGGGAGUAGUGGAGUCUAAUCGUC
Aaosphaeria arxii CBS 175.79 is the source of this 589-nucleotide messenger RNA. RefSeq lists its product as uncharacterized. The transcript has a single exon. Lineage: Eukaryota; Fungi; Ascomycota; Dothideomycetes; Pleosporales. The coding region runs from base 105 to 506 and encodes 133 amino acids. The record is from RefSeq and is a predicted model, not a curated record.